CUUUGGUUAGUACUUCCUGUUUCAAAGUCCAUCUUAGACCUGCUGCAGUGAAACCUAAACAGCUAAAAUUAAUUAUGUUGUGCAGAAGGUUGUGAAAUUAGAGUCUGUUUAUUUGCAGUGUUGUAAAGUAGUGUGUGAUCGGACAUGCAGCAAUUAGUGGAGUCUCUGGUCCGACUGCUGGAGUCUUACAGAGGAAGAGACAAAGUUAUCAGGACGGUCUGUUAUGGCUCUCAAUUGGUCGGAGGAGUUCUUACCCGCAAAGACGAAACAGAUACUUCCUCUCUGCAGUUUGGGAAGAGCCUGUUGCUUUUUUCUGCUCAGCUCAGCCACUGCCGGACGGUGCUGAGGCUUUUUGAUGAUCUCUCUAUGCUGGCCUACUCCCACAGCUACGGGCUUGGAGCUUCGGAGCAGGACACAAGCAUUCGUUGGAUAUCAGUGCUGAACAAUGUGGCGGACCAGCUCUACUACCCCUGUGAACACAUCGCCUGGGCCGCUGAUGCUGACCUCAUCAAAGUCAAGUCAGAUAAAUGGUGGUUGUUCAGUACAGUCCUGUGGGGAACCUCACUGCUGCUGGGGAUUCUCAGAUCACUUCGAGUUCUGCUGCUGCUGAAGAAGAAGUUGAAGAAAUAUGAGAGGGAUGAAGGAGAUAGCAGGCACUCUCAGCUCCGCAGACAGAUGCGUGGGGAGCUGCUCUCCAUCCUCAGCAGCAUGGCCGACCUCAGUAAUGCCAUUCACUGGAUGCCGCCAGGCUUCCUGUGGGCAGGACGCUUCCCCAGCUGGCUGGUGGGGCUGCUGGGAACCAUCUCCUCCCUGAUUGGUUUGACCCAAAUGAAAACAAGUGAAAGCGAGCAAUCAGACAGUACUGAAACAUCAUCACAGUAAACAAGAUAUGAUGCUUUGAUCAGCGCCAAAUGGAUUAUGGAUGUUUGUGGACAAUUUUUGAUGAUCUUUCAUUUGAACUGAUUGCCUAAGGACAUUAAGUUAAUUAUUUUAGCAUGAAAACACAUAAAAUCUAAAUCACUUGAUUCUAAUCAUGUGUCAUAGGUAAAUUAAUAGUUUAUCUUUUAAUGCCAAGCACCUUUAGUUUUCUGGAAAAUUUUUAAGAUUUAAAAAAAAAAAUUAAAUUUUAGUUAUGGACAUUAGAUGCUAAAUUUAAGUUGAUUAUUCAGUGUUUUGCUAAACAGCAUUUUUUUUAUGUGUCAUUGCAAGCAGAUGACCUGCCAUGUUGGUACAGCAUAGAGGUUUUCAAAAAACAGGAUCAAGGUUCAGCAUUGCAUGGCCAAUCACACUGAGUGUAGGGCAGACUCAUUUCAAGUCUGCAGAUCAUCAACAGUGAGUGUAAGGAUGCUUGUUCACUGAGGGUAGAGGGUAAACUGGGCAUGUAUUUCUGGACUGACAAGCCAGUUAUUGCCUUGUUUAAGACACUACAUAAACCUGAGUUACAGUUACCAAUUUAAGUGAAAAAGUGUGGAUGAACAUGGAGGGUUUGUUUAAUUAUUAUUAUUAUUAUUAUUAUUAUUAUACAUUUAUUGCAGGAAACCAGUUUUUGGAAGAUACAUCAGCUGCAAAAUGCAUCUUUUGCAUGGUAGAACCAGUUAAAAUAAGUAACGAAGAUUUAUUUAAUUUUUUUUUGUAACAUUGGAUACAUGUUGCCUGAAUUGUAUGCUAAAUGUAUUAUAUAAAUUUUAAUCUAUUUUUGAUAUUGUAAAAAUGUCUUUUUAAAAAUUGGUUGUUCUUUUAGAUCAUUCAGGUAAUUACAUACUGUACAUUUUGUUUAAUAAAUUACAGGCUAAAAUGA
Molecule: messenger RNA, 1798 nt
Organism: Melanotaenia boesemani (Boeseman's rainbowfish)
Lineage: Eukaryota; Metazoa; Chordata; Actinopteri; Atheriniformes; Melanotaeniidae
Gene: pex11g
Product: peroxisomal biogenesis factor 11 gamma
Exons: 5
Coding region: 145-882 (245 amino acids)
Biological process (GO): peroxisome fission
Cellular component (GO): peroxisomal membrane
Source: RefSeq, a predicted model, not a curated record